Molecule: messenger RNA, 1089 nt
Organism: Eimeria necatrix
Lineage: Eukaryota; Apicomplexa; Conoidasida; Eucoccidiorida; Eimeriidae
Product: eukaryotic translation initiation factor 3 subunit 6 interacting protein, putative
Exons: 7
Coding region: 1-1089 (362 amino acids)
Biological process (GO): translational initiation
Cellular component (GO): cytoplasm; eukaryotic translation initiation factor 3 complex
Molecular function (GO): translation initiation factor activity
Source: RefSeq, a predicted model, not a curated record
AUGGCCCCCAAAGCAGCAGAAUCAGAACUUGGCUUCCAGCUGGGCUACUUCGCACUUAUUCUCCAGCUCAAGCUCCACGUCCAGGUGGGCCUGUUCCACGCGGGCGUUGCUGCUGUCAACGACAUUGAGCUGAGUCCCAAGGCCUUUUACUGGCGAGUUCCAGUCGCUCAUUACUCUUUCAUUUUCCACCUCGGCUUCGCCUACAUGAUGCUCAGGCGGUACCAAGACGCAAUCCGCGUGAUGUCUCAGGCGCUGCUGGCGCUGUCGCGGCAGCGCGGGCAGCUAGCCAGCAGCAGCAGCUACCAAGGAGCUUCUAUGAGCAGAUCUGCUGACCGCAUGCAUGUGCUGCUGCUGCUGUGUUCGAAGCUGAGUGGCAUUAAACUCGACGACUCCAUUCACCAGACCAUCAAGGAAAGGCACAGCGACAAGUUCUACAAGCUGCAGCAAGACACGGAGGAGGCUUACUGCGAGUUGUUCACGUGGGCAGCGCCGCGCUUCAUCGAUCCUGCUGCGCCUCCCACUUACGACGACGAGGCCUUCGACAGAUUCGUCUCCGGCAAGUCCGAGAUCCGCGUCCGCGUCUGCAAGCUCUUCCUCAAGGACGUGGAGAGCCGCCGCAAGGUUAAUACCAUCAACUCCUUCACCAAGCUCUACCACAACAUACCGCUGGCGAAGCUGGGCCGGCUGAUGGACGAAAGCGCGGAAGACCCCGAAGGCGAAGUGCGGGCGGGGCUGAUGUGUUUGAAGUUGAAGAGUCAACAGAAAGUGUGGCGGUCGGGGCCGCUGUUGUCUGGGGAGUUGACUCAGCCUCACGUGGAGGCGUUGAUGGACUUCAAGAUCGACGGCGAGAUGCUGCACAACCAACAAACCCAAAGAGUCUACGUGGACUACUUCGUCAAACAAAUCGAAAGAAGCGACGCUUUGCUGCUAGCAGCGCAGCACGCAGUGGUGGCUCCGGCCCCGCAGCUGCAGCAGCUGCAGCCGCUGCAGCAGCUGCAGCAGCCGCAGCAGCUGCAGCAGCUGCAGCAGCUGCAGCAAGACACCCCCGCCAACGCCAGAGACCGCCGCAAGCCCCAAGUCGCAUUCUAA